Ostrea edulis (European flat oyster) is the source of this 4254-nucleotide messenger RNA. RefSeq lists its product as uncharacterized. NCBI's taxonomy places the organism in Eukaryota, Metazoa, Mollusca, Bivalvia, Ostreida, Ostreidae. The transcript has 3 exons. The record is from RefSeq and is a predicted model, not a curated record. Bases 493 to 2511 code for a protein of 672 amino acids.
AGUUUAGUCGUAACUAGACAUUUCAACUACGUUCCUUUGCGAAAUUUUACUGUUGUAAGAUCGCAUCCAUCCCCAAAAGAGUGGAUGAUAAAUCUUAACUGAAGUCCAUUCUAACGCUCACUAGACAGGUGUUUGCAGGUAACAGCACCUUAAACUGGGAUAAUACGUUUUCUCCAUCAAAGCGGUAAGUGUCAGAUCGUAAUACUUAGAAUUUUACAGACCAAAAACAAAAUUAUUUCAAUGAUAAACAAACAAAAAAAAAAAAAAAAAAAAAAACCAACACAAAAAAACCAAAACCAAAACAACAAACAACAACACCAACUGAUUAAUCAUAUACGGCAUAUAUGUAAAGGAAAUCUAACCUUUAAAAUAGAUUAGACGUUAUUCCUGAUAAUCUUGUUCAUUCUCAUCGAGACAACAGAAAAAUUUAUAAUUGAUAAUUUCCUUAAGAUAAAAUCUAACAAGUAAUGUAUCAAAUUCAUCUUUUAUUCAAUGAGGAUAGUUAUCAGCAGGCAUCUCAGGCUAAGACCACAAGAGGGAGCUACAGCUUUACAAAGGAAUAUGGUGCUUUCAGCAGUUGCACGGAAAACCAAACGGUGCUGGGUAAAUUACAAAACACGAAUAAAAGUUCUAAUGGGCGUUCUUGCUUUAUUAUGGAUACACAUGACCUUCAACAAAGAGGUGGACUAUAUCUUCAUCAAUGAAAACACUGACAAGAAAUGCGAAAUACCAAACUUGGAUUCACACGAGAAAUCCAUUGCAAAAUUUUUGUAUCAUCUCAAGCCAAUUCAGUGUGAGAUAUCGUCAGAUUUCGUAUUUAUUGAUUCUUUUGGAUUCCUGAGAGUGAACGACACCGCUGUAUUGAGGUCUGGACAUACAAAUGUGUCAUGUACCUACUCUAUAGUAAAACGUUCUGGUGAUUACGACAUCGAAACGGAAGCGGAAGUGCAUUUUUCAAACGCCGUGUAUGUUAAUGCUGAUUUUUUUCUUGUGAAGUGUAGGAAUAAGAGGAAAACUGUAGUAUAUAAAAAAUUACACCACACCAUUGAUUAUAAAUCCCGAAUGCAACAAUCACAAUUUCUUAAUGAAUCGAAGGAGCAUUUAAAUGUGUACGUAUUUGGGCUAGAUUCUUUGUCUAGAUUAGCUGCUGAAAGAACCAUUCCGUUAACACUUCGCUACCUGCAACAAGAUCUGGGAGGGUAUAUUAUGAAAGGGUAUACGAAAGUCGGAGCAAACACAUUUCCGAAUUUGAUUAGUUUUCUAACAGGUAAAGUAUCUUAUUCGAACGAGUUACCCCCGUAUACGGAGAUUUUAGACCCGUAUCCGUUCAUUUGGAAAAAUUUUAGCAACAGUGGUUACGCCUCUUUCUUCGCUGAAGAUCUACCAGAAAUGGGAACAUUUACAUACUGGAAAGGCUUUAAGGAACAGCCAUGUUUACACUACAUGAGGCCAUUCUAUCUGGCAAUGGAUAAAUUAGGUCUGCCGAAUACUAACCAAGCCCUUCUAACAUUGGAAAACAACAACAUACACCUUGGGCAGAGAUCCGCUUUGUGUGUUGGAAACACGCCUAAACAUAAAAUGAUGAUGAAUUAUUACAAACAAUUUAUAGAAAUGUACGGUAAUAAAAGAAAAUUUGCUUUGAGCUGGCUAAAUGAACUUACACAUCAAUUCGACAAUCUUGUUCAGUUAGCCGACAGAGAUAUUAUGUUAUUUUUCAAAUGGCUGAAAGAGUCAGGGAGGUUAGCUAAUUCUAUAUUGAUAUUAAUGAGUGAUCACGGAAUAAUGCAAAAGGCUAUCAAAAACACACUAGCAGGACGAACAGAGAAUCGUAUGCCUUUAUUCGCCAUUGUGAUUCCACCCUCCAUGAAAUCUAAGUAUCCACACAUCCACGACAAUUUACAAACAAAUACUCAACGAUUGACAUCUGCAUUUGAUGCACAUGAAACUUUGGUCGAUGUUUUAGAAAGCAAUUUUGUGCGCAGUAUGGAUUCUGUGAAUGAGGGGAAGAAACUUCCACGUGGUAUAAGUCUGUUUAGGGAAAUUCCAGAGAGACGAUCAUGUAAAGAGGCAGAUAUACCCGGCGAUUACUGUGUCUGUAAUUCAUACGAAAUACUUAACAAAAAUGACAAAAUAUCAGAGGACUUAGCGCAGUUUUUAGUUUCUUAUAUCAACCAUAAUUUAUCAAAGCAUCGAGGGAAAUGUUCUAGACUAUAUCUGUUAAAUAUAGUCGAUACUUAUCUCGUGAAAUCAAAUUUGCGACGCCGAAAAGAUGAUGAACAAUUUUCCAUACGAAAUUUGGUUUUCGAGCCAGACCCAGAAGAGGAAACUUACCUCUGUGUGUUUGAAACUGUUCCUGGACAUGCAAUCUUUGAAGCAACAGCGAGAUCAAACAAUAAAGGAUCGUAUGACGUCAUUGGUAGAGUAAAUCGAAUGAACAAAUAUGGCAACCAAUCAUUUUGCAUCCAGGACAAAUUUUCGAAACCUCUCUGUUACUGCGGCGAGACUCAUUGAUAUGCAUGCACUUUAAGGACUUUAUUUCCAAACAUGGUUUAAAAACAAACGUUCCUUCAUAUUUUAAUGCUCCCGGAACAAUUUCAGCUAAGAAUAUAGUCGCUAUCGUUUACCUCUAUCCAUCCGAGGUUAAACCUAAAUCUUACAUUUCGUAAAUGACAAGGUCACUCAGAACAUAGAAGCGAAACAUUCAACAAAAAUCCAACAAAAACUGUUUCAAUCAAGAGUCACUGAAACCAUGACCUCUGCACGUGCAGAACUAUAUGGCAAAUCUCGCCAAGUCUUUACGAGGAAGAGGUAAUUUCGGCUGAAAUUAGGCUGAGUUGGAUGUUUGGACUCACCGAUUCUCGACGCAGUCCUUCAUAAUUCAUGUCUGGACAUUUACAAUCAGCUUUGACCUGUUCUAGAAAUUAAUAUGCCCCUAGGUGACACUGCCGUUAGUUUGAAAUAAAUGAUUUGAUUGCUAUACUAACUCUCUAUCAUUAUCAAUUGUACAAUGCUUACUUUCUAGGUACAGUAUGAACAUCUAAGAAUAAAACCAGUCACUAAAUUUUUCGUUUAGAUAAGGACUCCCAUGAACGAAUUGUUUAUAUCCUGUUAUAUCUACAAAGUGUUGGACUUGAUGUUAGAAGCACGAUUCCUGAAUAUUCCACUUAAAAUUAUUUGAAUUAUUCAUAACUAAAAUGAGGUUGGAAUUAUUCAGUAAAUAUCUUAUUCAUAUACUGUCAGAAAUUGGAAUAAUUGUAAUGUUCAUACAAGGGAAGAAACCACUAUACAACGUUCUGUAAAACAAUGUUGAAAAACCAAUUCUAAAAACUAUGUUUUUUAAUAUAAUUCACACAAAUUUGAGACUUAACAGUAUCUCAAACUGAUUUAUUUCGUUGUAACAUAACCAACGAUCCAGAUUGUUUAUGUGUACUAUUAGAAGAAAGUUGACGACAUCAAUCUCAUAACUCCUAUAAAAUUAAGAUAUACAGAGUUGGGCAAACACGGACACAGGGUUGGGACCAGGUAGAGUAAGCAUCCCCUGUCGACCGGUCACAUCCGCCGUUAGCCCUAUAUCUUGAUAAGGUAUACGGAGUAAUCCGUCGUCAAAAUCAGCGUGCCAAGAACGGCCUAACAAUCGGUAUGAAACGUUACAAGUUUGACAGCAUUUGACCCAAUGAUAGAUUGUAUUGACAAACUAAAUCUUUAUAACAACCAUAGAAUUUAGAAAAUGAAAGGUGAAGAUAACGAACAGUGGUCAAUCUCAUAACUCCUUAAAGUAAUACAAUAUAGAAUACUGACUAUAAACGAAACUGUUUAAACCCCUGUAACAUCAACUUGUUUGUCAGUAACCUGAGGAAGAUGCUUACCACCUGAGGUCUGUGUGUAAAAAAUAUGCAACAGCAAGACACUGAUUGACGAACAAACUGGUUUUAUUCAAUGAUAUAUACAUUAUAAAUGGGCAGUAAAUGCUUCUCUUUCUGGGGUACAAACUUUUGAAAUUUUCAAGGUUAUUAAAUUUUUUCUGUAAAUGUUUGGAAAAGAAUAAUUAUAUGUACGUUUUGUGUAUAAUUUAAAAUGUAAUCUUCAUUUUUUUUUUUAUAAAAAAGAAGUGAUAUUAUAUUGAUACUACCUCUCUACUCCGUUAACACAAUUUACAUUUAUCUAUUGUACAACAUGUCCUUGUAUUACUCAUCUUGUAUAACAAUCUUAUAAUUAUUGCAUUGGAAGAGUGCUAUUAAAGUGUUUUAACUUGUG